CUUGUGUGUUACUUCUCAUCCUCCAUGCCGAAAUGACGACAAGAUGAGCAUGGACGUAGAUGAAGAGGUGGACAUCAAUGCAACAAAGGCAGAUCCAUCAUCCUCGGUGACGGAGCAUCUUCACAAGAACGGAAAUCAGUCCAUGGCGCCAGAGGAAGUUGACUCAAGACAAGCAAGUCAAGACACAAAAUCAACUUCAUGUUCUUUAAUCUUUACCUUGCAAGGUCAUAAAAAGAGCGUUUCCUCCCUUGCAAUCUCUCCAGAUGGAACAGAAAUCGUUUCAAGCGGUGCAGAUGGAUUGUUAAAGAUUUGGUCUCUUGCAACAGGAUCAUUACGAGCAACACUAGAUGCACAAGAACAAAUCGAACCUUCAUCUUCCACACAACGACAAGGAAUCAGUGAUGUAGCCUGGAGUUCUGAUGGAAAGUACAUCGUAUGCGGAGGUGAUGAUAAGCUUGUCAGGGUAUGGCAUGCAAAACGAUUGGAACUAUUAUGUGAAUUUGAAGGUCACACAUCUUUCAUCUUUUGUGUUGCAUUCAAUCCAAAUACAACUUUGGCAGUUUCAGGAAGCUUUGACGAAAGCGUUCGAAUGUGGGAUUUACAGAAAAAACGUUGUCAUCGUACGAUCGCCGCUCAUUCAGAAGCCGUUACAGGAGUUGCGUUCAAUCGAGAUGGUUCAAUCUUGGCAAGUUGCAGUUAUGAUGGUUUGAUAAGGUUAUGGGACGCAUUCACAGGUCAAUGUUUGAAGACUUUAGUACACGGAGAAGCAAUGCCGAUAGGACAUGUAGUAUUUUCGCCGAAUGGUUUUCAAUUACUUGCUACUUCUUUGGAUAACUCUAUCAGACUUUGGGACAUGGCAAACGGUCGUGUUCUUAAAACUUAUGUUGGUCAUCAAAACGCAAAGUUUGCUCUCAAAUCUGCAUUCACAGCUUGGAACACGUCUGACUCAAACUCAGAUCUACCUUGCUUCGUAGUUGCAGGAAGUGAAGAUCAAAAGGUCUAUCUGUGGGAUCUGCAAGGCAAGCAAGUCGAACAUACACUUCAAAGUCAUCGUGAUGUCGUAUUGUGCAUUGCGGCACAUCCUUCAAAGCCAAUCAUUGCUUCUGCAAGUCUUGAUCGAGAUCCGUGCAUCAAAGUAUGGCAUCUCAAGUCGACAUAAUCAACCAGCAUUUUCUUUCGCGGCAAUCAUGCCUGUUUCUAAUUAUUUGUACUGUGUAUGUUUGGCUAUAAUUACAAAAUGUAUAAUAAGAUCAAAGAUUGUUAUAGAACCU
Meira miltonrushii is the source of this 1271-nucleotide messenger RNA. RefSeq names its product will die slowly-like protein. Lineage: Eukaryota; Fungi; Basidiomycota; Exobasidiomycetes; Exobasidiales; Brachybasidiaceae. The record is from RefSeq and is a predicted model, not a curated record. Gene Ontology annotation, molecular function: protein binding. The transcript has a single exon. Bases 44 to 1159 code for a protein of 371 amino acids.